Molecule: messenger RNA, 1383 nt
Organism: Sclerotinia sclerotiorum 1980 UF-70
Lineage: Eukaryota; Fungi; Ascomycota; Leotiomycetes; Helotiales; Sclerotiniaceae
Exons: 7
Coding region: 1-1383 (460 amino acids)
Molecular function (GO): heme binding; oxidoreductase activity, acting on paired donors, with incorporation or reduction of molecular oxygen; iron ion binding
Source: RefSeq, a predicted model, not a curated record
AUGGUUUUCUCCAAUAUCGAUGCUUCUUCGCUCCUGGUUGUAUCUAUCCUCACAGUCAUCACGUCUCUGGCUUAUCGAGAUGCACCAAUUCGUAUCGCCCCUGAGAUGCUUCUCUUUCCAAGGCCAUCCGCAUUGAAGGAGAUGUACUGGGACCGGAAUCUCAACAACAAAUCUUCAUUCUAUUAUACUGGUCUCUUCGGCCCACCACAGUUGUUUACUACCCUUUCUGGUGCAGAACAUGCACCUUUGAGAAAAGCAUUAGGAGCUGCACCAUGGGCAAUUGGAGAUAUAAGGAAAGAUUGGGAAGACAAAAUGGACGAACAAAUAAUCCUUUUCACUAAAGUCAUGACGGAAAAGGCAAAGGCAGGAGAAUCCGUUAAUCUCGGUGAUAAAGUAGCGCAAUUCGCAGCCGAAAUUAUGACGAUAUUCUUAUUCAAUCAACCAUGGGGAUUCGUGAAAAAUAGUCGAGAUGAACGAGCCUUGCUUCAAAACUGGAGAAAAGGCCUUGAUUUCGUCGGCUUCACUGCAAGGUUCACCUUUUUUCGGAAACAUAUCCUCAAUAUUCCAGGAAUAGGCGCGUUGGUAUUACCCAAACCUGACACCAAAAGUGGUAUGGGAUACUUGAUUUUUGAAGCAGACCGUGCUAUCACAGAGCGAGAAGACGAAAUCUCUCAAGGUAUAUAUCCAGAGGAGCCGGACUUUCUACAGCAUAUCCUCGAGGCAAGAUCCGGCGGCGAACCACUUACACCCGUUCAAAAACGCUCCAACGUAACUCUACUCAUUCAAGCCGGAGCCGACACAACAGGCACAACUCUCGGUGUCAUACUUCGUUUCAUAGCUUCAACUCCCGGCUGUUUCGCCAAAGCUUUGAACGAAAUUCGCGAGGCCGAGAAUAAAAACCUUCUUUCAACACCAAUCAAAGAUGAAGAAACGCGUACUCAUCUUCCGUAUCUAGUGGGUGCUGUGAAAGAAUCCAUGCGUCUACAGCCUAGCGUGGCACUUUGGCUUCCGAGAACCGUACCACCGGAGGGGAAAAUCAUUGAGGGGGUUUUUGUACCAGGUGGGACGGAUGUCACUAGUUAUACUAUGGCUGUUCAAACAGAUCCUAUUUUAUUUGCACCAGACCCAUAUGUAUUCAGACCAGAACGCUGGAUGGAAGAGGACAAAGCUGCGGAAUUAGAACAUGGUAUGUUUCUUUUUGGAAUGGGUCCAAGAGUUUGUCUAGGAAAGGAUAUUGCUUGGGUGGAAAUUUACAAGUUUAUUCCCGAGAUCAUCCGUAAUUUCGAUAUCGAGGUUCUAGACGAGGGAAAAUAUGUUUGUGCCGGUGGAUUAAGUUAUAAUGAGGAUUUUGUUGUGAAAUUACAUCCGCGGAGUGUGGAUUGA